AUGGAACGCCGUGGACAGCGCGAAGACAAGCCACUCGAGAGUCCAAUGCUCAACCUCUUCGGAGAUAGAGGUGACAUCGAGCAAGUGUACAAUGUUGUACUGGACAGAGUGCUACCCAACACAGGAGGAGCUCAUAAGAAACGACCAGACACCUUUUUGUAUGCUGUUUCGGCAGGCACGGGUGGCUUGGCAGCCUUGGGGUUCUGGGACAAGGAGAAUGACAAUAACAGGGAAGCUGACAUCAAGGAAAGAGAACGAACGAAUGACAACAAAGAAAGAGAACGCGAACGGGCAGCUAAAAAGGGAACGUUUAGAAAACCACCAGAGACAGCUGAAGAGUCGUCGACUUUCGGCUCCAAUGCAACUUCUAGUACAACAACUGGCUCAAGUUCUUCUAGUUUUGAGCAAGAAGAUUUGCCGGAGGACACUACAUCUUCUUCUUCAGCACUACUUCUAGAUGAAGCUUCUCUAUCUCUUGCACCACCUAUUUGUUCCACGACGAGCGCUUUUUCAAGUGCUCCAAGCGCAGGCACCUUUUCAGUGGCAGGCUUCUCCUCUUCUUCAAGGUCUUCUUCCCCACGACGCACUUAUCCAUCUUUCACCGCGUCUGUUUGGGUCGGCAGCGGUAUCAAUGGAGGUCCUGGUGGGUGCAUGAGUCGGGUUGAGGCAGGCUUAGACGCCUCCUUAACAGUAGCCUGCCAAGACACUUUCCUAAGACCUAAUGAGAAAAUACUUCGCGCUCACAACAAUGCUGCUUAUGAAGCGGCAAUGAAUCUGGGUAGUGGUUCUUCUUCAUCAUCAUCUUCAGUUGCUGGAAAUGAUGGUGUAAGUACUAGCACAGCCACCUCUUCCUCAUCCAAGAUGAACAAGAUCAAGAACCAUCCUACUUACGAGCCAGCAAGACGC
Messenger RNA from Amoebophrya sp. A25, 906 nucleotides. Lineage: Eukaryota; Dinophyceae; Syndiniales; Amoebophryaceae. The record is from the annotation of a GenBank genome assembly.